AUGGAUAUUGUGAAGGGAAAGUGGACGAAGAAUCUGAUCAUCAAGGCGUGGAAGCGAUGCAGUACUUUACCGAAACAAAUCAGCAGCAGAGCGUCAGCAGCUGCUUCAUUGAAGAGGAGCAAAUCAUGGAGCUCCAGUACUGGCACUACUUGCAAGCAGCAGAAGAACAAGGCCAAGGCAUGCCAAAUCGCUCCGGUUGGGUGUUUCACGGUCUACGUUGGACCCGAAAGGGAGCGAUUUGUGGUGAGGAUGGAGUUUGUUAAUCAUCCAUUGUUCAAGAUGCUGCUGGAAGAUGCAGCAUUGGAGUAUGGGUACAAAUUUGAUGGCCCUAUCUUGCUUCCUUGCCAUGUGGAUCUGUUCUGCGAUGUCUUAGCAGAGAUGGAGAGCGAUGAUAUUGAUGAGAAUAUGAUCGGUACUCCCAGUAAUUGUUCUCCGAUAAGCUUCAGGCCUGCCCGUCGUAGAAAUUGUGGCAGCAACAGAGGUUACGGUGGAGCUUAUAGAAUACUUGCUCCAACAUCGUCGUUCUCAUCACUUUGA
Molecule: messenger RNA, 537 nt
Organism: Argentina anserina (silverweed cinquefoil)
Lineage: Eukaryota; Viridiplantae; Streptophyta; Magnoliopsida; Rosales; Rosaceae
Product: auxin-responsive protein SAUR71-like
Exons: 1
Coding region: 1-537 (178 amino acids)
Biological process (GO): response to auxin
Source: RefSeq, a predicted model, not a curated record